AGUGACGAGGCCUGUCCUGUCCGAAAUGCCGGAGCUAGCGGGUUAUUUGUCACUGUUCUUACAAAUGCAAAUCCUAGCGGAACUUAUCGGCACUUUAUACCACAUGGGAAAUCACAUUGUCUUGUUUCUAAAGAUUGAAUCCAUAAUCAGUGGCUCUGACUGGAAGCACUGCAAACGAACAAGACACUCCUAAAAUGGCAGCUCAGCUCACAGAACGCCAAAUCGCCGAGCUCACAGACGUGUUCUCGAUCUACGACACUGUGGGGGAUGGGAAGGUUGAGUCUGCUCAACUUGGCGAAGUCAUGCGGGCGUUUGAUCUCAACCCGACAAAUGUCGAGGUCCGAAAAAUCAUCAAAGAAGUCGACCCAGAAGGGACUCGCAGAGUUUCCUUCGAUGAGUUCUUCCCCGUGUACCAGUCCUUUAAAGGGAAAGUAGCCCGCAAUAAAGCCAAGUCGGAUGAUUUCGUGGAUAGUCUAAAGGUGUUUGAUAGCGACGGAUCCGGGUUUAUUAGUGCCGGUGAGCUACGACACGUCCUGACGAGUAUCGGCGAGAAACUAUCAGACGAAGAGGCCGACUCUCUCUUCCAAGCGGUGGAAUACAACCAGGGGCAGGUGAAUUAUGAGGAGUUCAUCAAGUAUGUGCUGUCUACAUGAGCCACCGCGAGAUAAAACAACUGGGUAUUCAUUAAAAAGUAGAGCAAAUCUUGUCUGUACAUUUUGCAUUCCGCAUUUGCAUUCUGUACACGUCUACAACUAGUAGCUCCGUGACUCCGUCGCAAACUAGACAUUUAACAGUAGCGAAUGAUUUAUUGGCAAAUAUUGAGAUUUCCUAGUGGAUUAUUGAUUUAUCAUCUUGUAGGAAUGUGUACUUAAGAAUUGUCAACCGUUAGCCUUCUUGGAGUAAUUCUACGCAUCAGUGGUUUGAGCCUAAAAAAAGAAUUUAGAAAUAUACCCUGUAUCAAGACAUUAAUUAUUAGUAAUCUGUAGGAUAUCAAUCCAGUUUUUAAAAUCGCAUUUUGAAUAUUGGCACUUUUUAAUGAUAUUUUAUUUUAUGUUGUAAACAAGAUCAUUUAAGAUGCAUUAAAUAUGCAACUUAUUGCCACUUGUAGACCAUGUAAAAACUCACUGCAUAGCAAAUUAGCAAGAAUAUUGUAUAACAACAUACAUAAACUGUUAUUGUGUUGACA
Messenger RNA from Nematostella vectensis (starlet sea anemone), 1186 nucleotides. RefSeq names its product myosin-2 essential light chain. The record is from RefSeq and is a predicted model, not a curated record. The transcript has a single exon. Gene Ontology annotation, molecular function: calcium ion binding. Bases 195 to 653 code for a protein of 152 amino acids. Lineage: Eukaryota; Metazoa; Cnidaria; Anthozoa; Actiniaria; Edwardsiidae. Gene Ontology annotation, cellular component: myosin II complex.